UCCAAAUUAACCAUCAUGUGGAUCUUUUAUACGCCGCGUCCGUCUUCAUCCUUGUGAACCAUCCUUCAUCCUUCUCCGGCCGCCGCCGCCGCCGCCGCCGCCCCAACUGGCCGAUCGAAUCUCUCUCUCGCCUGAUCAACGUUGGUCUUUUCUGGUAGAUCUCGGCGAGGAUGCUAGUGAGAUUGGGUAGGGCAGCAUCCCAACUGACCGCCGUCGCAAUGACGCGCAGGGUAGGGGCUGCGCGAGAUGCUUUCCUCUUCGCUCAGAGCUACUCCAAGGUUAUUGCUACCCCUACCGCCGCCGCUGUGGCCGUUCCAUCGGUUCCACCCGCUUCUUCAACUUCAAAGAGCUCCUCGAAGAAACCGGAGGUUAGGCUAAGUGCUAUGUUUUGGUCUAAGCCCUGUUCUUUGGCUUUGCCGCCCAACUCUCCUCUCAGAAUAGAAGAGCCUCAGUCCGAGGGGAUCAAGCGUAUACUGCUGAAGUUGUUGUUAUUCUAUAGUAAACAAAGCAAAUCAAUUAGAGGAGCUAAUGCUGUUUAUCAUCGCAUUACUUCCCAGGUCAACAAGCCUGCUAUAUAUGAUGGAUGCUGGGCUCCUGGGCUCCUGGGCUGCUCACUGCAAGCGCUUCCCGAUUUACCCUGGUGGCCGGUGGGAAACUUCUGUGGGGCCGGGCCGUUCACCCCAGUAUUUAACCUGGAGAAGACCUUUAAAACUACAUUUUCAUUGCUUGUACUUCAUAUGUGGCUCUUCUUGCGUCGUUCAAAGGAAGAGGGAAAAGAGGGAGUUGAUUUUGGGCAAUACUUGUAUGAGAUUUACAACCAUGACGUGGAGUUGAGAGUGUCCAAGGCUGGGGUUAACUUGUUGUUGACAACGUGGAUGAAAGAUUUAGAGAAGAUAUUCUAUGGCAAUAUUGUUGCAUAUGAUGCUGCUUUGGCUCGUGAUGCUAAACAUGAUGAUCUAGCAAAAGUAAUAUGGAGGAACAUCUUCUCGGAGGAUGGAUCAGAGAUAACCAAUGAUGUUGAUGCGACUGCUGUUGCCCAGGCCAUGGCUAGAUACGUUCGCAGGGAGUCUACCUGUCUUUCCAUGACAGACAAGGAAGCUAUUUUCUCUGGUAACUUCACCUUCUCUUCAUUAGAGAACAAGCAUUAAGAAGAUCGCAGAAAGGAGGAGAGGUUGUGGUUUUACUACAAAUUCUGUUCUUGGAUAACAAAUUAAUAAGGCAGGCAGGAUCUCUGGAUUGGAUAAAUUUGAAGGUCAACUUUGAGGAGGAAAUACUCCCGUACAAUUUUUUUUCCACUCAAAAAAAUAUAAAAUGUCUUGCUGCUUCAGUUAAAUUUUGGUUAUUUAUGUUUACUCUUCUAUGUCAUUUAGCUGGCUAGCUUCUGUUUCUGUUCUGUUCUAUUUACUUUGCUGGAAGAAAUUGAUGGA
Zingiber officinale is the source of this 1427-nucleotide messenger RNA. Its product is annotated as ubiquinol-cytochrome-c reductase complex assembly factor 1-like. Gene Ontology annotation, biological process: mitochondrial respiratory chain complex III assembly. The transcript is spliced from 9 exons. Lineage: Eukaryota; Viridiplantae; Streptophyta; Magnoliopsida; Zingiberales; Zingiberaceae. The record is from RefSeq and is a predicted model, not a curated record. Bases 171 to 1148 code for a protein of 325 amino acids. Gene Ontology annotation, cellular component: mitochondrion.